This is a messenger RNA of Nerophis lumbriciformis (worm pipefish), 2436 nucleotides long. The record is from RefSeq and is a predicted model, not a curated record. Lineage: Eukaryota; Metazoa; Chordata; Actinopteri; Syngnathiformes; Syngnathidae.
AUAUAUACUGUACGUAUAUUUUGUUCCUCUUAGUAUUUUAUAGCAGAGAUUGUUUACAGUAUGUAAAGUUUAGUGGACAGAAUUCACCAGGAGGAUGCCCUCGUGGAUACUUUGCGGGUGUUUGCGACUAUGCCGUUGUAGUCAAUACUGGGUGAACAGGUAACAGACCCUUUGAGUGGAGUUUGGGGUGGAACUAAUCCAAUUAAUGAUAUUAUCAAUAACAGUAGUAUACAGUGUGUAUCAGAUUGAUUGUAGCGGGAUUAAGUAAAAAAAAAAAAAAAAAUCCAUUUAUUUUGACAUAUAUCUGUGUUUUUGUUGUCAUAUACAGUGUUAGAUUUUUGAUAUUGUUAUAUUAAUAUGUUGUUUACAACCUCAGGGAAUACGUAAGGUACAUGAAUGGUUAGCACGCUGGCCUCAGGCAGGAAGGUUGAGGGUUCAAAUCUCACCGGCUUCCCAAAAACAUGCAUGUUAGGAUCAGAGACUUUAAAUUGUGCUGUGAACUGUGAGUGUGAUUGCUUGGUGAAAAAGAAAACGUUUUGUACUGGAUAAAGUGAAAUGGACCAAACCAUCAAUUCAGAGCGAAGUUGAACUCCAAUAUUUGCUGAUGAUGGAAAUCCAGCGGGCGUCACUUGUUCCUUCUCCCCCUCCUUCCUUUUAAUCGGCCGCCCACACCCUGAGUACCUUAUGGAUGCAAGCCUUCCCACCAACAUUUGCCCCUGUCAGUCAGUCUGAACCACCCCCCAACCUUGUCUUAUCAACUUACCCCCGAGGUUGGUCUCACUCUUUUUCAACGUCCUCCUGCCAGCGUCUCCAACAUUGACCAGUUACUGACGCCUCUCGCAAGUACUGACCGGAAACUGAGACUAGAAUCCGGGGCUUUGAGGACAUUUCGGGGGAGAAAACCCGGAACACGUACCAGGACUUCUACUUGGAAUAUUAUCCAUUUACCGGACCUUGCUAAUUGGAUAACUGUGUGCGUACGUGAAUUUGGGAGAGUGUGUGUGCGGCGUUUGCAGACCUGAGCUACAGGUUGUGGACUUGAAGUUUAUUCCUUAUCUGGUCCAGUCUGGUUUUUGGACAUGGCGUCCCUAAGAAGUCUGAUUCUUGCGCUGCUGAUGGCGCUGCUCUGCUCCUUCCACACACCGUUGGCUCCUGUCACCAAGGCACAGGAUUUGCCUUUCCAGUCUGAGCAAGGCCUGAUGGCUGAUGAUGAUGAUGAUGACGAUGAUGAUGACGAUGACGACGAUGAUGACGACGAUGACGACGAUGAUGACGAUGAUGACAAUGACGAUGAUGACGAUGACGAUGAUGACGAUGAUGACGAUGAAGAUGAUGACGACGAUGAUGACGACGACGACGAUGAUGAUGACGAUGACGACGAUGACGACGAUGACGACGACGAUGACGACGACGAUGACGACGAUGACGACGAUGACGAUGAUGACGAUGAUGAUGAUGACGACGAUGAUGAUGACGACGACGAUGAUGAUGACGAUGAUGAUGAUGAUGAUGAUGACGAUGAUGAUGACGAUGAUGAUGAUGAUGACGACGAUGAUGAUGACGACGAUGAUGAUGAUGACGACGACGACAAAGAUGAUGAUGAUGACGAUGAUGAUGAUGAUGAUGAUGACGAUGACGAUGACGAUGAUGACGACGAUGAUGACAAAUACAACAAGGGCUCUGUGUGCGCAUAUUGUGAAUUCUGCGAGCACUGUGACAGCUGUGAAAGAUGUCCUUGUGAAGAAGGGGACAAGUCUGAACACUGUGAUGACUGCAAGAUGUGUAGUUUCUGCCACGUGUGUCCAGCUUGUCAAACUCUUUGCCAGCCUGGGGGUUUCCUUGACACGGUGACUGGGUCCAUCUACAAGACUGUCGCCGAUGUCUUUGACGACGAUGACGAGGACAACUGAGUGUCGCCAUCGUGUGGCCAGUCCAAAUAUCUUCACUUUAGUUUGCUAUUUUUGUUCCUUUUUUUCCCCCCCACAGCCUCAUACUCGUUUUUGCAUCUUUCACAUCAGGGGGUAGAGUUUGGACACCCCUGGUGUUUACUAAUGAUUAAUAAUUCAACGGUAACUUAAUAAACAUCCACACUGUUGUUAUACUGCACAUGGUCUGAUUGAAAUAAGAACCUAAUAUGGAGCAUUGAAGCGCUGACUAUGACAUUAAUAUUUAUUGUUUUAAAGGAUUUGAUGCUGUCUGAUGUAGAAAAUCACAAACAAAGCAAUGGCGACCGCUUAUAUCAACAACUGUCUGGGUGGAACACAUCAAGGCCUGGUACGCCCUGUUCUUCUGGACCGUCCAUGAAAUGGGUCUGUUUAUGUCGACGUGUGUUGUAUUGUACCGUUAACUUCAUCGUUAUCGCUGAGUUAUGUUGGCAACCGCUUAUGUUGACGUCAGUCAGUGGGGCCAAGUGAUUGACAUGAACUGGUUCCACUG